Mus caroli (Ryukyu mouse) is the source of this 1780-nucleotide messenger RNA. NCBI's taxonomy places the organism in Eukaryota, Metazoa, Chordata, Mammalia, Rodentia, Muridae. The record is from RefSeq and is a predicted model, not a curated record.
GAUGUCUUAUAGAAGCAUAAUCCAUAGAUCUGGAGCCUGGGUGUCCUGGUCUGUCUCCCCAGCAGAGGGCAGCACAAAGUCUGCCUUCUUCAACUUCCAUAUUAAUCUGCAAAUCCCUCUCUACGUUGUUAUCCUUUCUGGGGUCGGAUUCAGGGGAAACACCAUCAUAUUCAUCUUCAUCGGUGUCCUCUUCACUCCACUGGACCCUAGCUGCGGUGUCUCGGGCCUCUGCUUCAGAGCAGCUCUUUCAGUAAGCAACAACUUUUCCUCCUUAUCCCUGGAGUUAAGAGAUGGCUCCAUAGUCAUCCACCAUACCUCCAGAGCCUCAAAGACACCCCUGGACCACCACACCAUCUUCCUCAGUCUUCUACCUGGUCACCAUCACUGUUCUGAAUUGGUGCUGGACACUUCUUACCUCGAGCCUGAACAGCUACUUUGGAUAAUUCUUCAAGCAAUGUUUUGACCCCAGGAGACUUAUUUGGCUUAGGGACUUCACCAGACCCUGCCCUCCUCUUGGCUGCUCUGUUUCGGGCACUACUUCACAGCCUUUUGAAAUUCUCAUCACUAGCUGCAGGCAAAAAUCUGACCAGUUUGAUCUCUUCACCCUUCUGGUUUUGGGCCUUUCGGCCUGACCCAUGUGUCUCCUUCUUCCUAGGAUUUAACUUGUGCCCAGUGAUAACUGAAGGCUCAGCUUGCCUGGACCUGGUUGAGACAGACCCAGUACCUCCAGCCAAGGCCUGCACCACGUGGUCUUGAGGAAGAGCUGGAAUUUCAUUCGUUAGUAUUAUAAUCAGCGCCCUUGAGACAAAUUUAAGCUGGUCUUAUUAUUUUAAGGAAAACUACAUAGGACAUAUGUUCUCUGUGGAAGUGAUAUUCUGCCAGUCACUUAUGAUAAGAGCCAGACAAUAAAAGUCACAGUUUCCAGUGAUAGGGCUCACUUUAAAGCUAAAGGGUGACAUGAAAAAUAUACAAGGAAACACCAAAGUUGUUAAUCUGGACUGCCUCACUUACUUAUUUUUAUCAUACUUACUAAUAGCAUACGAAUAGAAGGUUAUGUGUUGAAGCAUGACACUUCUGUGGUCCUUUUAAACAAUUCUGAUGGAAUGUGUCUCUAUGAAUGCUUUCAAAUCCCAUCUAGUUGAUCAUUUAAUCAUCUACAUAUUGUUGAAAAAGUAUAAGGUUGUCAUGACAACUAGAGAGAUAAUUUAGUCAACAUAACUCAUUCCACAUAACAUAAUAUUUUGCGUUUGUUCAAAAAUAUUUCUAUAAAUAUUCAUAUUCAGCAUUUUAAUAGUAUGCUUUACAUUAGAAUGUGUGGACCCCAGAAUUAAAUAAGACCUCUCAGUUCCUGACACUAUUGUCAAGUGCCAUUAUUCUUCUUUAGCUGAAGUCACAACCUUGGUCAUUGAAAGUAUUAUUCAUGCCCCCAGGCUUAAAUUAAGCUCUUGGGGAAUUUUUUCCUGACAUAGAGUUUGGUGAGCAUAAAAAUUAGGUUAAUCCUAAAAAAAAGGGUUCAGAGGAAAGAAUUCGACAUCAAAGUGGGCACAUCAUUCAAUUUACAAGACCUAUAAUGGGCAGACAUUGGAACUGGAAAAGGGAUGAAAGUCAAGAAUACUUUGUGGGAGUAAGGAGGAUCAUAGCUAGUAUCUAGUUAUGAAACUAUUAACACACUGGAAGAUAUUUCUUUAUAAUUUUUACUUCUUUCCUAGUGAGAAAAAGUAAGAUGUUCAUUCAUAUGAAUAAAUAUGUGACUAUAUCAAUAAAGUCAUAAGCAUUUUGG